Messenger RNA from Microplitis mediator, 4774 nucleotides. RefSeq names its product epidermal growth factor receptor kinase substrate 8-like protein 2. The coding region runs from base 153 to 2675 and encodes 840 amino acids. The record is from RefSeq and is a predicted model, not a curated record. Gene Ontology annotation, cellular component: plasma membrane. The transcript is spliced from 11 exons. NCBI's taxonomy places the organism in Eukaryota, Metazoa, Arthropoda, Insecta, Hymenoptera, Braconidae. Gene Ontology annotation, biological process: regulation of Rho protein signal transduction; Rho protein signal transduction. Gene Ontology annotation, molecular function: actin binding.
GACGACCUCAGGUAGUAGCUCAGGUAUUUCCAGUCGAGGAUGAGUGCGACUUGAGCACAAGUUCUAUUCACAUUAAAAUAUACAUUUUAAAAACUACUUGUGUGCGUAUAAGUAUGCGAGUCUUGUAAAUAUAUACAUAUAGAUAAACAAAAAUGCCGUACUACAACAGUGGCCACAGCUCUUCGCCCUAUUCCAAAGAUGUGCCGAGUGGACCAUCGAAUUCAUCUGGAAGCCGCAGCGGCGGAACCGAGCCGACCUACAUGAUGGAGCACUUGGCCACUUUCACAGUCACUAAAGACACGGGAAUUGUCUACCCGGCUGACGGUAUGCGUCGUCUUCUUCAGCUAGAAAAGAGCAAUGGAAUAUGGAGUCAAAAAAUGCAGUUACGUCUCGAGCGUAAUUGGGUUCUAAUUAUGGAUAAUGAAACUGGGGCGGUCAUGGAACGAUUUCCAGCCGCAUUGAUACAAGAACCGACGGCCUUCACAUCUCGCGAUCCGAUGGAGAUGUACAACAACAUACUGGUCUUCACUGUUGGAGAUGACAGUGGUUCUGGUCAGCGGGCAGAGAUGCAUAUCUUCCAGUGCCAAAGUAUAUCCGCUCAGGACCUGGUUGAAGACUUGAAGAUGCUGCAAAUGGGAAAGUUAGUACCCGGAGGGUCACCACGUGGUCCCAGAGGACAGAUACCACCUCCACCGGCACUCCCGCCACCAGAGCCACCUCUCAAUGGUGUCAAUGUUCGUGAGCAGGUCUCAGCAUUUAAUGCCAAUGGUCCAAAUGAUCGUGAGGAAAAUAAUGAUGAGGUGUCAUCGACAUCUUCGGAAAAAUAUGAACGUGACGUGACAAUACUCAAUCAUUGUUUUGAUGAUAUAGAGAAAUUUAUCGCGCGGUUGCAGCACGCGGCAGCGGCAUCUCGUGAAUUAGAAAGAAGACGUCGGAAUCGUAAGAGUAAGAAGCGAAAUUUAGGAGACGGUAUGCUAACGAUGAGAGCAAAGCCACCGCCGGAAAUUGAAUUUAUUGACAUAUUCCAAAAAUUCAAGCUGUCAUUUAAUUUAUUGGCUAAACUAAAAGCUCAUAUUCAUGAUCCAAAUGCACCUGAACUCGUCCACUUUCUAUUUACCCCACUGGCAUUAAUUGUUGAUGCGUCGCAUGACACUAAUUACGACACAAACCUACCAAGCAAAGUUGUGUCACCGCUGCUGACGCGCGAAGCCGUCAAUUUGCUGAUAAACUGCGUGACCAGCAAGGAAACCGAACUCUGGCAUUCCCUUGGCGACACUUGGUUGGUCCCACGUGACCAGUGGAAAGGUCAUGUGCCGCCUUACCACCCGAUCUUCAUGGACGGUUGGUCACCAGAGUACCCCAUCCCCGAGGAUCGCGAUCACGAUCAUCUGGCCUCGCUGCUCAAUGCCGACAAACAAAAACGCGACGAAAUUCCCGAGCAGCAGGCGGAUAAUUACUACAACCACAGAGAUGUCGAGGAGUCGCACUACAGCAGCGACUACUUGGAGUACGAGAGCCGCGAGGAGCGCGGUAACGAUUACUUUGACAGAAAUUACGGGCCAGGCUCGGAGUUAUACAGCAGAGAAGACCGAGAGAGAGUGGAUCAGACACGUGCGCACAGUGACAUUUCCGUGGACUCAAUCGAGCGCGGACCGCGGGGAACUCCAGCGAUUGAUCGGGCUCAGGAGGCUUGGCUUGAUGACUUAUUGGCCAAGAAUGCUAAAAUUGUGCAAGUAACUUAUCCCCGUACGGCAAAUAAUGACAAAGAAUUGACAGUUGUAAGAGGAGAGUACUUGGAGAUUCUCGAUGACAGCAGGAAUUGGUGGAAGGCCAGAAAUUCCCGGGGAGUGGUCGCUCAUGUUCCUCACACCAUUGUCGCCCCCCACAAUCAAAACCAUGCCGGUGAUAACGAUGUUUUUAACAACCCGUUGUACACCACGAGAUACCAGAGACAAGGGCACGGUUACAACUACGAGGACUCAGAGAUAGAAGGCACUAGUACUAGUCCUGGACCGGAAGCGACUCACAGACCCCACACAAUUCCACCACCGGCACCCGCUGACUGGGUGCGCAAAGAACGGCUGGGUAAGAAAGCUUUUUUCGCUUCCUGUAUAAAAUUUAUUGUCAGCAAAGAUGAGUCGAGUAAAGAAGAUAAAAAUAUUUUUAAAAAUCAGCCAACGGUUCCUCCUCCGCCUCCGUUACCUAUUCCUUCAGCUCCAUCGGAAGUCAAUUCUGUUGAUUCAAGUAGAAGCAGUACUUUGAAAAGUAAUUCUUCUUUGAAUGAAGAAUCGUCUAGUAAAAAUCAAAUGCACAAAGAAUUAAAAUAUGUAUUAACUCUAUUUCGGGAUAAAAAAAAACACCUUGAAGUUGUUAAGACACCGGAAAUAUUUAUUGACCAGCAAUCGACGCCAAGCGAAGUUCAAAACUGGCUGUCUGCUAAAGGUUUUUCUGAUAAAAUAUGUAAACAAUUAAAAGGAAUGACUGGCUCUGAAUUAUUUAGUCUCACAAAAAGACAAUUGGAACAGUACUGUGGUCUAGUUGACGGAAGAAGAUUAGACGGGCAGUUAACUCUUUCGAGAAAUGCUUCAGGCUAUCACACAGCAAGAACACAUGAAUUGAAACAAAUACUCGAGAAAGCGAGGAAGAAAGUCGAGGAAACUCAUAUUGAAGGUUGAUAACAAACCUUGAAAAUUUUUUGCUCAAUGAAAAUAAAUAUAACCCGUGUAGAAAAAUUAUUGUUCAUAAUGAAUUUAAAUAUAAAUUUCAUCUCGAAACUCAGAUCGUGACACAAAUAUGACUUUCAUCAUGAAUUUUUAUCAUCAACUUCAAUUACGUCAAAAUUAUGACAGUAAAAUUUAAAUCCAAGUGAUCCGAAGUUCAUUCACUAAAUUAAUUUUUCAAUCGAUAAAUAUGACAAAAUUCUAUCGAAGUCAUCCCAAGUCCAUUUCAAAGACGUAAUUAAUUAAUUUUAUAAUUGGUACUGAUUUACUAGACGAAAAGUUGGAGUAAAUUUAUGAUGAAAGUCAUAUUUGUGUCACGUUCUGAGUUUCGUCAUGAACUUCAGACCUAAAUUCAUUAUGAACAAAAAUUUUUUUUACUUAAGGGCAUUCUUAGCCAGUGCCCCCCACUUUUUAAAAAUUUUCAAUGACUUUCAAUGACAACUGUCAUAAGCGUACCAAAUUUUUAUCAAUUAAUUAAAAAAAAAUUAAAGCAUUAAUUGAAAAAAGGACAACGUAGUCGUAAUUUCGAAUUUUUAAAAAAUUACUUACAAUUGAUAUCAAUUGAGAGUUAAACGAUAUUCGUUGAAUAAAUUUUAGCCGCCAAAAUUUAAAAAUUCGAAUUAUAAAAUUGACAUGACGAUUUCACUGAAAUUUAUUUAACGAAUUUUGUUCAACUCCUAAUUGGUAUCAAAUGUAAAUAAUUUUUUUAAAAAUCUAUAUAUCGGCAAAAUUAAUUCUACGUUGUUCUUUUUUCAAUUAAUGCUUUAAUUUUUUUUUAAUUAAUUGAUAAAAAUUUGGUACGCUUAUGACAGUUGUCAUUGAAAGUCAUUGAAAAUUUUUAAAAAGUGGAGAGCACUGUCUGAGAAUGGCCUUAAGUAUCAAUAAAAAUGUCUUAAUAUUUUUAAAUCGGCCUGUGAUUAAUUCAUAGAUAAUUAAUUAUGAUUAAUAAUCGAUAAUUGUUACAAAAAACUGAUAUUUUGAGUGUAAUUAUAACCGGCGUCAAAACUAGUGGGAAAUGAACCAAUAAGAGCUCUGGGAAAUAUUUUGACUCGGUUUAAAAUUUUUAAAAAAAUAAUUUUGAUAAGUAGAUAUAAGACUGCUGUCAAUUAAUGAAUAAUUGAAUAAUUAAUUUGCUGGUUAGUCAUAAUAUUAAAUAAAUAAACUCAUGCAGUAAUUACUCAUAUAAUUAUUAUUGUUAUUAUUAUUUUAUUGUAUGUUAAUAUAUUUAUUAAAAGCAAUCACAUACAUUUAUAACAGAUAUAAAUAAAUGUACUCUAAAGUUGUAUCGUUAAAUAUAUAGAUUCAACUGUUAAUAAUAUAUAAAUAUAUUAAUUAGUAAUUAAUUAAUAAUGUAUAUUUUUGUUAAUGUCAAAUGUCAUAUAAUAUAUGUAACCAAAUAAUUACUCAGCGUAAGCCACCUUUUAAGUAAACACUUUUCACCCUCAGCAUUCUCCUUUCCUUUUAAAAUUUCAUGGUAUGCACGUAGACCUCAAUUAAUUUUAAAGUACAAUAAAUUCAAUUUAAUUGCCAACCAAAAUUCAAUCAGGCACCAUUUGUUCUCUACGCGAGUUUCACUUUAUAUCAAAUUAUCCGUAAAAAAUUUACCAAAUGUAAAUAAAUUUAAAAUGCGAUUGCGAGUCAGUAGAAAAGUUUUUUUUCUAUACUACUUUAGUUGCCUUCUUCUUAUUACUAUUAUUAUUUUAUUUAUUAUUAUUGUUUUGGUUUAAUACAUUUAAGGUUCGUGAUAUAUAUUUGGAGUAAAAUACCCACAGUGACUGCACUCGAAUAAAAUAAUUAUCCGAGAUGCAGGAAAUAUAAAUAAUCAAGUAGAUUUGAACUCUGCACGAUAACUAUUUAUUUAUUUAAUACCAAACUGUCAAUUGAACACCGAUAUGUCGAUGGUAAAAAUUCUUGGCUGCUUUUUUAUUUAUUUUUUUUUAAAUAUUUAAUUACAAUUAUUUUAAAUCCUGAUAUCAGUGCAGAGAAAUCUACUUAUCUUAAAUCCAUAUGACGUAUGAACAUCUUUGAUUAUCAUUUAUUAUUAUUAGGGACAA